UAACAUUGAAUGAAAAAAUUGAAAUCGUUUAAUCAAAUAGAAUAAAAGUGGCACAAUUUAUAGAACUUCAAUGUUAUAGUACAUCGACUCCCUCAGCUUCCCCACUUUUGGUGGGGUUGGUCCUCAUUAAGAUCAGUGAUUCACAGGAAAAAAACAUUGCAACAAAAUGAUUAAUGCUUACUAAGUAAACCUUAAUUUCAGUUAUCAAAGAUCUCAGAAUUCUGAUCGUGGAUAUAUGUGAAAGUGGCACAGAAGAAAUGUGUUAAAGCCAUUUGAUCCUACCAAUGAAUAACAUAUGGAAGGGGAGGACUUAGCAAUUACAGUCCUCACAUGUGAGGGAGAUAUUAAAGACCCCACAUUCCCUUUCAAACUCCAGAAACUUGUUAGCAAGUUGCAAAACCUCAUCUCUGAUGAGGAAAACCCCAUCAAAGUAACUAAAGUUGAGCCGUGGAAUAGUGUGCGAGUAACAUUCAACAUCCCCUUAGAAGCUGCUCAGCGACUGAGACAACUUGCUGAAAGAGGUGAUAGAGUAUUGAGGGAACUUGGCAUUCUUUCAGUUCAAAUUGAAGGAGACCAAGUUAUUACAUUAACUCUAUCUAGCCAAUAUAGUGAACCGCAAGAAAUUGUACUUAGAAAAACUUCUGAUGAGCAGGGAGAUGUUGCAAGUGUUUCAUUUAAUAUACCUAAUGCUGAGGCUGUGCCUGGUCCAAGUAUGGCUGAACCAGCUCAUAAGAAUAUUAGUCAGUUCCUUGGACAUAUUGUUGGAGGAACCGCGUCUACUUCUUCUGCUGUGAGCUCGUUAACUAGACUUGAGAAAACAUCACCUAAACCAGAAUCAUCUAUAAGUUUCCGUUCACCUAAUGUCAUAGCCCCAUCAAGUACUGAACCUAUUCCUUUUCCUCCUUCUGCACUUGUCACCACAACAAGUGCUACUAUGCCCAGUUCAUCACGUAUAUCUCCAAAUGUUUCUGUUAAGCCUCCCACUAGUUUUGGCCCAUUCCCUUUUGCUAGUAUGACUCAUGCUAUGAAUACCAAAAAUAAUUCUGCAAGCCCACAGUAUCAACCCGUUCUUCAUGUUCAAGCAGGCAAUCCUCGACUUUCAUUUUCCUCUACAGCUGUACAAAUAUCAAAUUCUAUCUUAAAUUCUACUUGUAGUGCUAUAACUGCAACUUCUUCAGUGUCUUCUAAAGUUUCUAACUCAAAUUUACAGAAAGUGCCCAGAACUAUAACAAAUUCAGCUUUUAAUAAUGUAGUUACUAGAGCGCCUCCACCUAACGCUAUAGCAUCCACUUCGAGAGCAAAUGUGGCUCUAUCAAGUCCUCUUCUUGUUAAUUUACUUCAAAGUGAAACAUCAAAUUUGCCACAAAACAAUAAAUUAAUGCCGCCUCCUGCAGAUGCUGCUAAUCAACAACCAAAACGAAAAAGAAAACCUCGCAAGUCUAAAGAAAAGAUUUUAGAAGAUGGAAACACUGGUUAUUCUGCUUCUCCUUCACCACCUUCUUAUCAAUCUCACAUAGGGUCUAGAUCACCUGGAGGAUUUGAUCCUUUAAGUGUUCUUAAUCAAUCCCUUAAUGUGCCUAUAAAUAAUAAUUUAAGCAUUUCAAGUUCUCAAGUAGCAAAUAUUCAUCCUUUGGCCCAAGGUCAACCACCUGUCUCGAACAUUAAACCACAAACUCAUCAACAGGGAAUAUCUUUACAGCCUCAAGUUCAAGGGCAACCUAUGGUGUCGACAACUAGAUCACUCGGACCCCAAAAUAUAUCUGCCUUUCGGCAAACUCAAGGACCACGGACAGUGCCAAACAUUCAUCCUCAGGCACAAGGUCAGCCUCAAGUGCACACGGGUAAUCUUCCUCUCCAUACACAUAUUCCAGUUGGAGCUCCUCAAAUAGCAAGACCUGCAUCAGGAAGUUUACAAUCGUAUGCAAUGUCUGCUCCACGUUCCAUGCCCUUAAGUCAGAUGCGACCUCUGUUUCAAUCGAGGGAAACAUCUUUAAGUAAAGCCCUCGAGAAACCAAAUAAAGAUGUUACGUUUAUGAAAACUGAUCGAACUAGUGCCCCUUCUACUCCGAGUACUUCAACUCCAGAUUCAAAUCCUUUCCCUUCACCUCCAUCUUCAUCUGAUGGAAAAACAAAACAUUUGAUCAAUCCAUUUACUGGACAACUUGAACCAAUGCCAAGUGAUGAAGAGGAGGAGGAAGAAUCAAUAGAAUCUCUUCCUCCUUUUCCAGAUUUUGAAAAUGAUGUUUCUGAGAAGAGUCAUUCUGAAAGGAGUCUCUCUGAUGGUGGUAAAGACACUAACCUCUCAUCUGAUACUGAUUCUGGUAUUAGCAAAUCUAUAACUGAUGUAUCUCAAUCUUCAUCUGAAGGUUUAGCUACUGAUUCUGGUAAAGAUUCAAGGAAAAGCGAAACUUCUAAAAUAGAUAUUUCUACUGCAAGUGUUGCAUCAUCUAUAUCUGGUGAAAAAAUUAAAUUAAGACUAAAAUUAGAUCCCAAAACUUUGAGGGAAUCAAAAGAAAGUGAAGUGAAAGAAAAACGUAAAGAAUCGAAUCCACAAUAUAAUCCCAAAAUUGAUGUUGCUGUUGUAAGUAUUCCUGGUUUUAAAAAGAAUUCACCUUCUGCCGUUACCGAACCUCGUGUGCCUCCUCUACAUAUCUCACUACGUGGUCCUAAUGCUGCGGUUGUUGUAAGUCCUAGGAAAGACGAUUCUAAGUCCAGGUAUUCGUUGAGCAAAGAGGAUCAAUCAUCUGGUGAUAUGCCUUCUAAAGUGAGCCAGAAGAAAAUUCGAUCACCGAGAACUGCCAGAACUGGGGAUGUUUCUGCUGGUCCUCCCUCUGCCACUGGUCGCACCUCUGAGUUAUUGGAUAAAAGAAUUCGAAGUUCCAAUAAAGAUGUUAAAAAAGUGAAAGAGGAGGUUUGGAAUCAAAAUGUUAAAAAUAUGUCCAUGUCUGGCGGAGGAAUUGUUGAAAUGAGUGAAAAAGUUUCUUCAAGUCGUAUUUCCUCGUACGAGACUUAUCUUUCUAGUACGGCAGUUAAUAAGUCUGCAGCGCAGAAUAAAACUUCCAAUAUUUUUAGCCUUGCAUCGAGAGACUCCUGCAAGUCGGAAGUCAUGACACUAACUUCGUGUUCAACUGGAGAAAGUGUUACAAUACACUCUUUUUCUGGUUCCAAAUCUCCUCUGCCAGUGCAGGUACCGGCAGUCUCUGAAACUGAAGUUGCUUCUGUUGAUGCUUCACAAGUAAUACAGACAAAUGCUAGCUCAAUGGUAUCAGACGUAGCAUCAUCUGUGGUGUGUGGUACUUCGACUGUCGAAAGUACUGCAUCGACUGUUCAAAGAACUGCAUCAGCCGUUGAGAGAACUGCAUCAGCAGUUGAGAGAACUGCUUCAACUGUUGAGAGAACUGCUUCAACUGUUGAGAGGACUGUAUCAACUGUUGAAAAGAAUUCACCAACAAUUGAAAAGGCCACACCAACAGUUGAAAGUACUAGUUCAACUGUUGAAAACACUACACCAACAGUUGAAAGCACUACACCAACAAUUGAAAACACUAAACCGACAGUUGAAAUGACUACAUCAACCAGUGAAAGGACUACAUUAGCAGUUGAAAGCACUUCAUCAACAGCAGUUGAAAGGGUUAAAUCAAUGGUUGUUGAUAAACUGACUAAUUCGCUUGGCACUAAGUCAAGUGGGGUAACAUCAAAUGUAGGAUGUAUAAAAGAAGAUUUAUUUUCAAAUUCAAGGAAAUCACCUAUUAUGCAACAUCUACCUCAUUCACCUACUGCACUUGUCGAUAAUAAAACUAGUUUACAAACAAAUUGCUCUAGUGACCAGACUCAAUCACUAUCUGCCAGUAGUAUAAAUGUAGUAUCCACUGUGCCUCUGAGUACUAACUCAACUUCUUGUAUUACUAAGGAAGAAACUUUAGAUAAAACUGUUCCACUACAAGAAGAUGGACUCUCUAAACUUGAUAGAGUUGAGGCUAAUCCUGUAGCUAAUGUAACUAGUUCGGUGGAUGGCCAAACACUUCAAACUAAUCACCAGUGCAAUAUUAAUCCUAUAAAUAAUGUAAAAGAAAAUAUAGAUGGUGUUUUAAAUGUAGAUAAUGUACAAAGUGAACAAUUUGUUUCUCACACAAAAUCUAUGCAAAAUAUAGAAAACCCUGCAAUCUGUGAAGUACAAAAUAUUGUUGAUGUAAAUAAGAACACUACUGCUGUCAGUAAAGAAAAUCCUGAUGUUGAUUGCAGUGAAACUGUAAAAAUUCAGUCAUUAAUUAGUUCACAAAUUUCAUCUUGCAACAGCUCAGAUAAGUGCAAAAAGUUGUUGUUUUCUAAUCAUUCUGACUCCUGUAAUUCAUUAGUUGCGUGUUUAACAUCAGUACCUAAAACGGAGAUGAACGAUACCUUAGAAUCCUCGGAUAAGAGUAUUUGUUUAGUUGGUAUUAAAAAAUCUCCGAUUGCGCAGAUAAUCAAUGUCGAUAACUUAUCAAUCCAACCUCAUGUGAUUGAAGUGCCUUUGCAAAUCGCACCAGCUGUGCCAAACAUGUUGGCCAAAACAGCACUUGCAUCUGAAAUGAAAUCUGUUACUUCAAUUAUAUCGACUGGUGGCAGUGCUUUUCUUCAAACACGAAAUAUGUUGGUGAUGCAGGAGACGAACAAUACAGUUAGUGAAGGCCGAACAACCCCAGAAACUAACGUCGUAAAUGCAAUUGCAUCGGAAAAAACUGCACCGAGUUUACCUUGCAUUCCUAAUGAGAGAAUCAAAUUAGUGAAUCAUUUAAGUGCUGCAUCGGAAUCUGUGAAAGAAAGUCCACCCCAAAACUCAUCCACUGCUGCCAGUGAGGAAUCUAGUAUGGAUUCCAUUGAUGAAGAAAGGAAAAAGAAUUUACAAUUACCCACUAGCUCACCUAGUUUAAAGCUGGAUACCUCACUUUCAAAAACAGAUAACAUACAGAACAAUAAUUGUUCUACAUCUGUUGCAGAAAAUGUAACUUCUAAAACCGACGUUGCUCAACCAUCUAGAGUGGCCUCAAGCAAUAUUAUUUCAACAGAAGGUCAUUCUUUAGCUGAAAAUAUUUUAAAACUUUACUCAGCCUCAAUACAACAAAAUAAUCCAGUUACAAGCUCUGUGCAGGCAACUGAAACUCUAAUUCCAUACACCUCAUCAAGUAAUAGCAAUAAAGAUUCAUCUGUGGAAAAGGUAAAUUGUAAUUCUAUAGAAGAAAACUGUGUCUCUGCAAGUGGAACUUUACCAACAAAAGAGAGUCUGCCUGGUGUCAAUAUAAGUGUCAUAACAUCUGAACCAUCACCUUCUAUUUUAUUACAUGACUCUGGGGCUUCUUUCACUGUGGAAAAUAAACCCAUUAUUGCUAAAUUAGAUGUUAAAAAAGAAACUUGUUCUGAAUCAGUGCAAGUGGUUAGUACCUCUAACAGUCCAAUAGUCACUUCAUUACUUUCCCCUGUGAAAUAUUUACCUCAAGAAGUAAGUAGUCAAAAAUUUAAACUUAUUUUCAAAGGUGGCCAAAGAGCGGCAUUACAAGGUAAUAAUUCUUCGAGCCUAGUUGUUCCUCUAAAUUCUUCUAAAACUGUUCCCAUAAAACUCGUGACUUUACCUGGUGGUGCCUCGGCACUCUCGGUUCGAUCGACGUCUAAUCCAAAUAUUGUAGAAAUUAUUGGACCAAAAACAUCAGUCUCUCAAAAUUCGCAGUCUAUAGGAAACCCUCAUCCAUCUUCUCCCGUAAGAUUAGUUGUAUCAAAAGUUUCUCCUGGACUAUCCUGUUCAAGUCAGAGUGGUGCACCUAACAUGAGAAACAGAGUGGUUGUGAAAUCCGUAGUUAUGGCUGGGGCCUCACCAUCUUUAAAACUUGUGUCAUCUAGUGCUGUUUCCACAACAACAUCUGUGUUAACCUCUUCACCAGCCGUAACUACCUCAUCUGUAACACCGAUUGUUUCUUCUCCUUCAACAUCAGUAUCCUGCCACUUGUCUAGAAAUCUCCCAGAUGAAUUUAAACUUGGUACUAAUAUUGAAAAUUCAAUACAAUUAAUUUCCAGCAGUAGCAUGUUAAGUCAGGCCAGCUCCGAACCUUGCAGUGUACAAAGUUCUAAACAUUCAUCCUCCAGCACAAAAAGUGGAAUCAAACCAUCUAGUACUUUUACAACAACUUGUUCUUCAAUUGUUGAUAGUACAACUAAAGAUUCAUUAUCAAGCAAUUCACAAAAUAUUGUUUUAGUAUCAAAAUCCUUGCAAAGGCAUACUGAUGUUGUGGAUUCAACAACACUAAACAAGAAAGAAAUUCCUGACACAACUUCUUCUGUACCUCUGGCUGCAGAUGAAAAAUUGAUACCACCAUCAGAUUCUUCUACUAAAGUUCCUUCUCCUAUUAAUUCUGAGCCGUCAGAAACUAAAUCAAAUCCCGGAAAACAAUGUGAUAAUGAAAAUUCAAAAAAGUCAGCUGCUGACACUACUUCUGACGCAAUUGCAAAUAGUACAGUUAUUGAGUCAACGACUGUUCAUCCUAACAAAGUAGACAAAAACACCAAAUCAGAAGAAUCCUUAUGUACUGUUGAAAGUGAUCCAAGUUUAAUUACCUCAGCUGUUUCAGAAGCUUGCGUAAAAAGUGAACAAAUGUCUGAUAGUGCCAUUACAACUAGUUUAACUAACAUAUCCAAUACUGUAGAGCUUUCUGAUCCAGCUGAAGGCAAUUCUGCAACUGAUCCACCUGUGUGUUCAGGAGACUCUAAAAAUCAGUCUAGCUCUGAACUUGACGAGUCAACACAAAAUUCCUUACAAAAAAAUGUUUGUUGCUUAGAUAUAGAAAACUCUUGUAUUAUUGAAAAUGAAGUGACAAUAGCUAGUACUGUUGAAAAUGAUUUAUUUAUAACCGAAUGUGUGGAAUCUAAUCAGAAACAAGAACUCGACAGUAGCAUCGUACAGUCAUCAGAUGAUAAAUCUGUACAAAAUGACUUACGCAAAAGUGAUGAAAUUUUUGUGCACGAUAGAAACUCUCCGAUCGUAAACUGUGGUUUCGAAAUGCAAAAAAUCCGUCCACUGGGUAAUGAAAGUGUAAUUGUUGUUGAUAGUACUGAUACAGACAGUACAAGUGUGAUCACUGAAGAUUCUGAACUUGAGAUAUCUCUAGUCUAUUCUAAACCUCUUAAAAGAAAGUGCUCUGAAAAUGCUGCUGAAUUAAUAAAAGCUUGCAUGGGGGUUGAAGAUGCCCCUAAAAAAGCAGUAUUAAAACCAAAAACCUCAGAGGAAGUGGUUGAUAAGUUGGAAAUUGAAGAAACAGUUCGAAUGAGUUUAAGGGUUCGUAAAGAAGACACUCCUCUCAUAAAAAAAGCCAAAGGAGCUGUAAACUCUGAUUGCUCUACUGAUGAAGACAUAACAUUAAGUGAAUUGGUAACCAAGAAAAGAGAACAGCCUACUAGAGGUAGAGCCAAUAACAGAGAUAGUCCCAUUCCAAUCGAACCUAACAAUCGUAGGCCUACCAGACGAAGAUCUGGUUCAAAUGAAUCACGUCACAGUGAAGACAUGAAAACCCGAACAACUCCCCGUGAAAGUAAAAGAGAGAGCGUCAAAAAAGAAGAACCAACACCCAAAAAAUUACCAGAAAGAACAAAAAGGGGGACUUUCAAAGUCCAGGAUCAAGUUCUAAGUUCAAAAGUUGGUGUACAGAGAAGUGGUAGAAUCAGAGACCAGGAGUCUAAAGCAAAUUUGUUAAAUAACAACAAAGAAGAAAGUAAUUUUAUCUCAGCUAAAAGAAAAACUCGUGGUACUGCUGAUUCCCAAGAAUUAUUAGUACAAGUGAAAAGAAGACGUUUUUCUAAAGAUGGUCACAGAUAACCCAGAGCUGUAUUGUAAAUAGUCAGAUUGUAAUCUACAUUUCUCCUCUUGUAUAUAUAGCAUCACUGUAAAUACCAAAGUUUGACAUUCACAUGUAUGUGCAUUCAUGUAUAGAGAAUAUAAAGAGAGUGGUGGAAAUUUAA
Parasteatoda tepidariorum (common house spider) is the source of this 7980-nucleotide messenger RNA. RefSeq lists its product as uncharacterized. NCBI's taxonomy places the organism in Eukaryota, Metazoa, Arthropoda, Arachnida, Araneae, Theridiidae. The record is from RefSeq and is a predicted model, not a curated record. Gene Ontology annotation, biological process: positive regulation of transcription by RNA polymerase II. Gene Ontology annotation, cellular component: nucleus; transcription regulator complex; histone methyltransferase complex.